Galendromus occidentalis (western predatory mite) is the source of this 815-nucleotide messenger RNA. RefSeq names its product leucine-rich repeat-containing protein 20. NCBI's taxonomy places the organism in Eukaryota, Metazoa, Arthropoda, Arachnida, Mesostigmata, Phytoseiidae. The transcript is spliced from 4 exons. The record is from RefSeq and is a predicted model, not a curated record. Bases 115 to 693 code for a protein of 192 amino acids. Gene Ontology annotation, molecular function: protein binding. Gene Ontology annotation, cellular component: cytoplasm.
UACAAGAGCCCAUCGGUCCCUGUCAAACUAGGUGUCGCACACCACUCAGUUGAAGAUCGUGGAACGCGGACAGCUCAGGACUUUUGUGAAUUUAGCCGAUUGUCUCGCCGAGCGAUGAGCUGCGGAAUGCUAAUCACGGAGCGCAGGCCUGAUGACAUCGUGGGCGCCGCGGGCCGUGGCGUCGUAAAGGUUGUGCAUAGGAUCUCCGACGCGGCAGAGAACCAGAACCUAGAUCUGUCGGCGUGCUCAUUGGUGUCAUUCCCCGAUGCGGUGUACCUCCUCUUGCGCGACACCGUCGUGCUCCACUGUGAUUUAUCCGAUAAUGGACUCCGCAAGAUUCCACCAAAACUCGCCAGGAAAUUCACCAACAUAACGCGGCUCAACCUAGCCUACAACAAGCUCACCAACCUCCCAGAAGAGCUCUCCGAAUUGCCGCAUCUCACGCAUCUCGAUAUCUCGAACAACGAUUUCAUCACAUUUCCGUGGGUCGUUUUCAAAAUGAAACAACUACGCUACCUCAACCUACGGGCUAACAAUAUUUUCGAUAUCGAAGCUGAUUUCUUGAAGAACCUCCAUCCAGACUGCGAGAUCCACCUGGAAGAUAACCCAUUGUCGGAAAACUCGUGUAGGGACCUGGCCAAGCUCAAUAGGAAACAUAUUUCCUUCUCUCCCUUCACGGAAGAAGAUUUCUGAUCCCUUGGUCGCACAAAUAUUCAGAAGGAUUCGAGGAGGUUCGAGAGGAAGGUCAUCCAUGGCUCACUCUAGAGCUGUAUUGGUGCUGUGCGCACAAGCUCUGAGACAUUUCCUCCUUGUAA